AUUAUUUCUUGCACAGCCCGGUACCAAUUGGUCCCCGGAUCGGUUGGGGACUACUGUUUUAUAGGACUUGGAAGAAAAUGUUCCAAAAGAUGAAAGAUUUGCAAAAAAUAUUCUGAAUGAUCAGGUUUAACUGUUGGGCAUAACAGUGCACAAAGUGCGUAUAAGGAAAUAUUUCCCGGAGCCUGGCCUGCAAACCGGAGGAUGCGCCACUCAUCACCUCAGCUCCAUCGUUAAGUGUGGGCAUUUAGUUUGUUUUCUAGUUUAAACGGCUGGAGCUUUUCUUUCAGAAGCUUUUCAAACCCCUCUGCAGACCUAUCUUCAAGCAGGAAAGCCUAAGAAUCUCUCCACUGUGGUGCAUACAGUUUUGUACCUGAACACAAUCACACAUUGGUUCACAGGCCACAUCUGUAGUUUCGUCUGCUUGAACAGCAACAAAUGGCGCUUCUAAAAUUUCAUCCUUGAUUGAACCUCUAUAAUGCAAUCAAGGAGCUCAUUCUGGCUGGUUUUGGAGGUGUAUUUAGCUAUCUACAUGUACAGACAGGUGAUCUGCCAGCUCACUGUCUAAAAAUAAAAUUGAUUAACUAGAUCCGGAAAAACACCCCGAUUCAGGGAGGACGAAGAUUCUUCAGACCCCCGUAGUGGUGGUGUAUAGUGUGCCCCACAAAAUUUUAUGCAAUCCACAAUCCGUGAUAAUGCGUGUUUUGUUUUUUUUGCACCAGCUUAUUGUGCCUCUGUAUAGCAAUGCGGUGGCCCUCAUCCAGCUGACAGGUGAUGUUAACCCAGCCAAUUUCAAACUGUCUCCAAUGUGGCUUGUGCUGGAGUCAUGGGGGUGGGGGUGGGGGGGGGGCAAUUUUUUGAGACAGAUGUUUCAGAUCAACAAUUCCUUGUUGGGUCCAAACUGUGUCUCCUCAAAGAGCAAACAUGGAAAGCAGAAAAGAGAUUUAUUAGCUACACUUGCCAUUAGCCACUCCUUUCGUUGGAACCAAGUCACCGAGAAACUGCAGUUUUGCUGUUUUUCUUUUUGCUGGAUUUGAAUAUCCUCAGGUUUGUCCCCAACCUCUUCACCUGAAGUUUUUCCCUCAAAAGACAUUAAGGAAAAUGGAUUAUUAAUUAAAUAAUCCACCUCGUUUAUGCUAAUAUUGCUCCCCAUCGCACCUGCUCAGUUUACGCUAAACCACACACACUCGCACUCGAGACAAGUCCAUCCUGAUUGGAUAAAUCCUGUGGCUGUGGGCUGGCCCUGGGUUUACCAAAAUUAGCCCAAAUGAGCUGCAGACCAAGGGGGCGUGGCUAGACGCAUGUCAGUCAUUCUGAAGCGUGACAGACAGUAACUCUGAAGGGGGCUGUCAGAAGUUAGCUCUUCUGAAAGACCCUGGGAUUUUCCUCAGGCGGUUUGACACCAGCUGCUGGGCAUGACCCUAGUAGGGAUUGGACUGUGGGCAUGGAGUGAGAAGGGGGUCCUGUCCAACAUCUCGUCCAUCACCGACCUGGGGGGUCUUGACCCUGUGUGGCUCUUCAUGGUAGUUGGAGGGGUUAUGUUCAUUCUGGGCUUUGCCGGCUGCAUUGGAGCUCUUCGGGAAAAUACAUUUUUGCUUAAGUUUUUCUCCGUGUUUCUGGGAAUCAUCUUUUUCCUGGAGUUGACAACAGGAGUUCUGGCCUUUGUUUUUAAGGACUGGAUUAAGGACCAACUCAACCUAUUCAUCAACAACAACAUCCGGGCAUAUAGGGACGACAUCGACCUACAGAACCUCAUUGAUUUCACUCAGGAAUAUUGGGAGUGCUGUGGCGCAUUCGGAGCAGACGACUGGAACCUGAACAUUUACUUUAAUUGCACUGAUGGAAAUCCCAGUCGGGAAAAAUGUGGGGUUCCCUUCUCCUGCUGCACCAAGGACCCUGCGGAGGAUGUGAUAAACACUCAGUGUGGCUAUGACAUCAGAGCAAAACCAGACUCGGAGCAGAAGGACUACAUCAAUGUGAAAGGCUGCGUUCCUCAGUUUGAGAGGUGGCUCCAGGAUAACCUCACCUUGGUGGCUGGGAUCUUCAUUGGAGUGGCACUAUUGCAGAUUUUUGGGAUUUGUUUGGCCCAGAACUUAGUGAGUGACAUCGAGGCAGUGAGGGCAAGCUGCUUCUUUACCUAAUGCUGGCGGAACUCUUCUCUAACAGCUUGAAUAUGAAACGUACCCCCGGCCACCAGUACUGUCAGCGAGCGCCGCCGGACAACACCCUGAUCAUCUCCUCCAUCUCCUACACUCUACCAGCACUUUUUUUAAAGGCACUAAAUAUGUGAACGGUUUUGUAUACAACUACUGUGUGACUACUGAACAAGGACAAGAUGAAGACUUUUCAUAGAUGCACUUAGCAGGUUCCAUCACAUCCUACUGAAACAAACUCAGCAUUUUUCACUGGAGAAGUGUUGGCCGACAUAGAAGGCCAAGAUAAAGACUAAAUAAGCAUCUGAGAAGACUGUUUAAGUACCACCAUGUGUACUGAAUAGAGGAAGAGAACAGCUAUCCUUACUGUAUCCAGAGUGUUUUUUUAUUUGUUAAGUCAAACUGGGUGGAUAUAUUUCAGGUUUGUCCUUGAACACAGAAAUGACAUCGUUUUGUUGCUCUAUUAAUGCCGCUGAUAGAAUACAGUCACUGACCAAAACAAUUUAAUAAUCAAGUUAAAUCCCCCUGGGAUAUGAAUAAAAACUGACCCGAACUCAACUGAAAUUCCAGAAGGAAUGUAAUAUUGUCCACAUGCAGACCAGUGACAGAUGUGUAAAUGGCUUGAUUUGCAAGACACUUGCAUGUUUAGGACAAGGUAGAGUGAGCAGAAGUAUUAGAAGUAGUUGCUGGAAGAUCCCACAGUUAAAACGGCAAGUGAAUGUUAAGGUUUAAAACAUGGAAACAGACAGCAGCCUCACAGUUUAAUUCAGGUUGCAUUAUCUAGUCUGCAAAGGAUCACAGAGAAAUUACUCACCAUGGUGAACACAGUAAUGUAUUUUCCACCACUUUAAGAUCAUCUCUAUUCAGGGCCUUUUCUAUUAUACAGAUAUCUCUCAUGAAGCCUCUAAAUCUGCAUUGUCCCAGAGGUCUGAUGGUAUCAGCCACCGCUGCCCUGAGGCUGAUACCAUGAUACCAUUGGCCCUCUGACCACCACCAGCAGGCAAGGUGUUGCCCAAGAACACAAUGAAUAAGACACAUGGAGCAGGGGUUCAAACUGGCCACCCACCAGUAACAGGAUGAAUCCCAUGUACUCUGCAAUUGUUUUGUAGUUUUACUCAGAUCUUCACCAUAGCAUCAGACUAUAGGUCCCAGAGCAGGCCCAGCAUUAAUCCUUCUGCGGUCUUAAGAGACGGGGUCACUUAGACCCUACAGGCUUCAGCCUGUGCACAGUCCAGCAGGGUUGGACUGUGCAUUUUCACUAGGUUUUUUUUUUGGUCAGGUUUCGGAAACUGACGGGCUGAUGCAGCCCCCCACUUUACUGCUGUCUGAUGUGACAUCUGCUGCGCUCCUCCUAAUCCUCAUGCUAAGACCGCGAAAGGGCUAAAGUGAGGAUGUUAGAUGUCAGCAUCACAAUACUGCUGUACUUAGAGAUGUUGCCAUGGAAAUGGUCACAAACCACAAUACAAUAGUGGCUGAUUUGCAGUUGUAAAUGAUCCAACCUGUUAUACAGAGGAGGAAAAUUAUCAGGAGUAUGCAGUGGUGUUGUUGCUGCUACCCAUCUUCUAUCGCCAAGCAACCACAGGCUGUGCAUCCUUUACUUGCUUAGCUGGUUUAUCAAAACCCACGUUGUCUUUGUGGAUUGUAAACAUUUAAACACAGAGGCGCUCCUGUACAUACCUGGUGUCUGCUAUAGGUGAUAUACAUAUCACUGGUCUGCAUGUGCACUAAAUGACAUUCCCAAACAGACCAAGGACCUCAUGUACAAAUGCAAUAAAAACUUCCACACACAAUUUUCCACAAGAAAGUUCAGUUCUAUCAAUUAGAACUGAACUUGCAGCUAUUGAUGUUUUUGAGAUGCCUAGAAAUUACGCUGCAAAAAUAUCAGACGCAAUCCAUCCAUUUUGUCUCAAUACACCCACUUGUCUGUGUAAACCCAGACAAGUGGGUGGUACCCGUCUCCACCGGCCAUUGGGUGAAAGAUGGGGUAUAUCCUGGACAGUUUGUCAAUCCAUCACAAGGCAACACAGAAACACAACCACACACACUUUUGUUUGUAAGGAUAAUUUAGACAAAACACUUUAUGUUCCACCUAAUGUUCAUGGAACUUUGGACGAUCUUGAAAGCCACAGUACCUCGAGACAAGCCAUGUAAGCACAGGGAAAAGUUGCAAACUUUUAACUUUUGAUCUAGGACCUUCUUGCUGCAUGUGGCCGUUCUGGCACACAUCCUACACACGAAGAAAUGUAUCCGUGAUACCAGUCUGAGGCACAAAUGCGUUCCAUCAACAUUGUGCUGCAGUGGUUUGAAGUGAUUCAUUCAUUCUGAUGAACAGCUUGAUUUGGAGUCUUGGUUGGUAAAUUUACUUGCCUGUCCCUCCAGAUCCCAACAUGGGAGUGCUCAGGCUUGAUGCACACUAAAUGAUGUGUGACUGUCAUCUUGUCUUUACAGCAUCUUUUAUUAUAAAGAGUAAAACUGAGCGACGACUCGUUUUUCCUGGCUAAGCUAGAGUUGCGUGUUUACAGAUGGAAUGUGAAUAAUCACGUAUAUAAAUAGGUUGAAAUACCACAACCUGAGUUCUCCCUCCUGUGAAGACAUAAUUUUAUGUUGUGCAUAUUUUCAGGGUUGAUUUAUACUGUACCUAUUAAUGUAAAUGGGGGCUUGUCCAGUUAGUGGUCUGGUACUCCCCUUCAUGUUCUUAAUUCCACAUUGAUUGGGAUGUAGAAAGGAAACGUGUGUCUGGUUUCAUUCGUCUAGAUUUAAGUGUACACCACGUUUCAGUUGGAAAUCCAAGCAAGCCUUUAUACAUGAGGCCCAGCUCCUCUGACGAUUAAAGAGCUUUUAUCAAUGAUGUAUACUGUUAGGUGUUACUACAUCAGACCCUCAGCACCAUGACUCAAACUACAGAGCCCUCUGGGCUUAGUAGUAGUUUUCCUUUUUAACUAAAUCGAUCGACAAAUAUCAGUAGGUAUCAGCCAUUUUAAGGCAGUUUUUCCUUCUUUUUCUUCCCACAGGGCAACACAGAAACACACAACCACACACACAUUCUACAUGCUAUAGAUUUAUAAUUGACUACGUGAACAAUUCUAAAUAAGUAUAAUAAGUAUGAAAUAUGAAAUAAUCAAUACACGCGGGUCACCAUAUGUUCUCUGCUGCUGUAGGACAAUUUGUUUUUACAGAAUAGACAUGCCUCCAGCAUGAUCAACAACCCAAACAGAUCUAUCCACAAGGAACCCAUCUAGUUAAUUUUAAAUAAACAGAAAAUGAAUAAAAACUAAUUCAAUAACAGCAGGCUUUAUUAGAAAAACCGCCUUCAACUGUUUAAAGAAGUUAAAAUUAAAAAACCCCAAGGGAGCAUAGUACACAUGAUCUGUUUCUUGACCAACUUUGGAUGCCUAAGGGUUCUGGAAAACCCCAUUUAUUAACCAUUUCUUAAAAAAUUUAUAUAAAAAUAUGUUGAAGUCAUCACUCAGAAUGUAUGUAGGUGUACAGCCCAUCCUGAAGAGAGCUAAUGUUUUUACUGAACAGCUUCAGUGAAGCUGAGAACGUUGGUGAUCAGACAAGUUGUUUUUAUAUAUCAGUGAAAUGAGGAUUUUCUGACUGUGUUCAGUGUUUUACAUGACAGCGUUUGUGCACUCAAAUUUUAAAAAGUGGUACAUUUAUCCCAUGAUUCUCUCUCACUUUGUGUAAUCUAACACAGAUCUCAUGUACACAAGACUGAAUGGAAUCUACUGAAAGAUGUUUCUGCGGAGGUUUUCUAUGUGUUUGAGAUGGAUUUCUGCUCUAAGCAUGGAUUUGUAGCAAACUAUAGUAUUUUUUCAAGCAUUGGUCUUUGUUGUAAAAUGUUAUAUUCAGAAAACGUACUACGCUACUGAUAGAGGAAUGAUGUUUUUGAUACAAAAUAUUGUACAUUUAAUGUGGUUUUCUAACAGUAUAAAACAUUUAGUAUCACUGAAGGGAAUCCGUCACUCUUGUGAAAAAGUGCUCACAAUAUCAACCACCUGCACUGUACAUCCCACCUCCAUUUGUCAUGUAACUACCUCCUCAUGUGCUGUUAACAUUGGAAUCAUUUUAUCCUCUAGUAAAAUGAGCUGACUGAGAAAUA
This is a messenger RNA of Xiphophorus couchianus (Monterrey platyfish), 6252 nucleotides long. RefSeq names its product tetraspanin 5a (gene tspan5a). The record is from RefSeq and is a predicted model, not a curated record. Gene Ontology annotation, cellular component: plasma membrane. The transcript is spliced from 10 exons. Bases 1413 to 2138 code for a protein of 241 amino acids. NCBI's taxonomy places the organism in Eukaryota, Metazoa, Chordata, Actinopteri, Cyprinodontiformes, Poeciliidae.